AUGACAGUUCCUGAGUUUACUCUUGGUAUUUGGGUGCUUCUACAGCUGAUUAGUCCUGUGGCUAAUUAUGCAAAUGGAAAAGUAUCAGAGGCCUGUCACACAAUGGUUCCUGGCCAUGGCUAUACUCCACAGUCAGAUCCUAUUCACAAAAUCACAUUGAAUCAGACCAAAUUCAUUCCAGGAGAUACUAUCACAGUUACUCUGUCUGGGCCACGGUUUAAAGGAUUCCUCAUAGAAGCUCGCAAUGCUGAGGAUUUGGAUGGCAGUCCCAUUGGCUCCUUCACUUUGAUUGACAAGGAGGUGUCCCAGCUUCUAACUUGUGAUCACAAAGAGGGUUCAGCUGUCAGUCAUACAAGUUCAUCCAAAAAAACCCAAAUACAGGUCUAUUGGAAUGCACCAAACACUGCUAAUCACUCUGUACAGUUUCUAGCUACUGUUGUUGAGAAGUACAAAAUCUACUGGGUAAAGAUUCCUGGCCUUAUUCUUUACUCAUCAAAUGCACAUCCUUUUACAAUAUCCCAAACUACAACAGUGCCUUCACCAACAUCAAGUCCCAUCACCAAUCUAAAAAAAUCGUUCAGCACAUUGGAUUGUGGGAAAAAAAAGUUCUGUAUUAGGAAUCCUGUGAACUGUGAACCAGGGAAUGAAUACCACUGUUUCUUUCUCUCCUUUGAGAGAGAGAAUCAUUCAGUGCUGAUUGAAAUGAGUGGACCUAAUGAAGGCUACUUAUCCUUUGCAUUGUCUCAUGAUCAAUGGAUGGGUGAUGAUGAUGGAUACAUAUGUAUUCAUGAAGAUGACACUGUGCGUAUACAUCCUUCUCAUGUUAUUGGACGAAGUCACCCUGUGUUGGAUUCUUCGGCUACCCUUGAAGCUAUGGCAUGGAGGCUGGCUGAUGGAGUUAUUCAGUGUUCUUUUAGAAGAAAUAUUAGUCUUCCUGGUUCGAAGAGAUUUGAUCUGGACCAGAAAUAUUACAUAUUUCUAGCAAAUGGAGCCACCAAUGAUGGUCAGAUUUAUAAGCAUUCACAACAACCUCUGAUUACCAGUGAAAAACAUGAUGUGACGGACCAUCCGAAAAAUAUAGGAGGCUCCCGAUCUCCACUCCUCCUGAAGUUUCAUGGUGCAUUCAUGUUUGUGGCCUGGAUGACAACUGGGAGCAUUGGUGUGCUGAUAGCCCGAUUCUUCAAACCUGUGUGGCCCAAGGCCUUCCUCUUUGGUGAAGCAGCCUGGUUUCAGGUGCAUCGGAUUCUCAUGCUCAGCACUUCUGGCCUGACCACUGUUGGCUUUAUACUUCCUUUCAUAUAUAGAAAAGGCUGGAGUCACGAAGCAGGUUAUCAUCCAUACCUUGGCUGUAUAGUGAUGAUAUUAGCAGUUCUUCAGCCGCUUCUAGCAGUUUUCAGGCCCCCAUCACAUGAUCCAAGACGGCAGAUAUUUAACUGGACUCAUUGGGGGACUGGUACUGCUGCUAGGAUAAUAGCAGUGGCAGCAAUAUUCCUGGGCAUGGACUUACCAGGACUCAAUCUACCCUCUCCAGGGAAAACUUAUACAAUGAUUGCAUUUGUAGCUUGGCAUGUUGGUGCUGAGAUUCUUCUUGAGAUACAUGCCUAUCAGCUCACGCGCAAAGUUGAAAUAUUGGAAGAUGAUAGAAUUCAGAUUCUUCAGUCAUUUACAACAGCUGAGGCAGAGGGCCAUGCAUUUAAAAAGGUGGUGUUAGUUAUCUAUUUUUGUGGAAAUGUAGCUUUUCUCUUUAUAUUCCUAUCUACAAUUGGCCGGCAGUGAUCUAGUUUCCAACAGUGCGUGAAUGAAGGCAAACAGAACCUUGGACUUGAGUGAUGAGGAGAUGAUGAAACUCAAAGCCUGUAUUAACUGCCUCCGAUUGUUUCCUGAAAUUUUGGCUUGGAAGAUGAGUGUCAUGUUUAUUAAGGGAUUCUGAGCCAGGAUCACUGAAAAUAAACUUUCAAUAAAGGUUGUCUGGAUAAUAAA
Trichosurus vulpecula (common brushtail) is the source of this 1980-nucleotide messenger RNA. It is a transcript of the gene FRRS1, whose product is annotated as ferric chelate reductase 1. Lineage: Eukaryota; Metazoa; Chordata; Mammalia; Diprotodontia; Phalangeridae. The record is from RefSeq and is a predicted model, not a curated record. Bases 1 to 1776 code for a protein of 591 amino acids. The transcript has 15 exons. Gene Ontology annotation, molecular function: oxidoreductase activity, acting on metal ions.